ACUACGAAAGAUAAUCGGAAAAAUUAGUUUAUAGUUUAUUAUAGUUUGUAUGUUUGUCCAGAAAAUUAGCAAUAAAACGAAGUUGGCUUGUAAUUCUUUCCGGCCACCAAAGAAAGCCAGACCAGGCCAGGCCAAGCCAAGCCACUGUUGGACUGGGACAUGGACUGGGUCUGGGACUGGGACAGGAAAAAGCUUAGAGCAUGGAGCUGGCAGGGGGCCCAGGCAUAACUGUGCAACGUCUGCGGAAUGUCAAUGGGGCAAGUCAACGACUGACACUUUAAGGUGCGCAUAUACGGCGCGUCGCUCCAUAUGGGGAGCAGGCAAAGACUGGGCUGGUCCCAGUCAAACACGCCCCCAUCAUAAUCGAUGAUGAUCAUGAUGAUGAAGAUGAUGUUGAUGGCACACCUGCGUGAUGACGGCAUUGACAACGAGUUCGUCGCCUCGUCUGGAUGACACUGUCUAUUAUAGGAAGAUUACCGUAUCCGCCUAAACCGCUAGCUGGCUGUGGCUCUAGCUCUGGCUCUGGCUUUGACUCUGAGUGAUGUGUUGGCGAGGCGUCUCAAUUGCCUACACUCCACAACACAAGAUCGUGGGCCAUUAUUCGAGUAUACCUCCGUAAUGGAGCUCUCACUGAAUGGGGUGGGCUGUAGAUGAUCAACCACUUAAAUGGUCAUUUCGGGGAUAAUCCUGCUUCUUCAGUCUUCUGGUGGCCCAAUCUACACUUUGACUUUGUAGAGCAGUGUAAUUGAUUGAAUGAUUUAAUUUUAGUUCGGCUUGGCUUGGCGAGCACACAAAUUCAUUUGUCAUAACAUAAGGCAACAGGUACUCGGCGGCAAGCGGCAACUGUUGGACAUUGUCAAUAUUUGAACACGAGCUUCGUAUCGCCCGUAAAUAUUGGCUUAGGGUCAAAUAGUUGCUUGGCUAGCGCCGCAGGGCACAACAAAAGCAACGAACUGGCUUUGUAGAAAAGUGAAAAUCUUCUAGAGAAUAUGGCACAGGCCGUUAGCUCUCGAGAGCUCCCGACACUCGAGAGAGUGAAUGUGCGUGUGUGUGUGAAACAAGUUCGUUGCCUAAGUCUUUUGUUGGACGAGUAUAUCGAACACCUUGACUCGUCUCAAACACAAACGCUUGGCACUCAUUCGAAUUCUCAUUUCAGCAUCAACCUAGCAUGACAAGGCUCAAUUAGGCCGCCUAACGCUUUCAUCCAACCACCAAACACCAAGCUCCAGCAGCGGUCUGGACUCAAAACUCAUUCAGACAUAACCCAAGAACUAGAACUAGAGCUUCUUCCCGUCACGCAUCGCACCACUGACCUCCUGCGGGCGAGCCAAGGCCGGCAGGAGCUGGCGGUUGAGCAGGCUAACCAUCUCCAUCUCCCUUCCCAACGCCACAUUUCUCUGCAUCAACACAUACCACACCACACUUACUGAGCUGAACCAUCUUCUAAUACCAUCUUCUGCCGAAUAAAAUGAAUUAUCAGAAGGCCAGUGAAAAGCAUUCGCCGUCCUCAUUAAAGCAGAGGCCGUCGGGCACCAGCGGCAGCAUACAAAACUUUUGGAACGAACGCAUUAUGGAGCGCUUUAUAAAGGCGAAUCUAUUCAUUAUAUGCUGCGUGGUGGCUGUUCUAUUGCUGAUUGUCUACCUGGGGGCCUUCUCGUGUGAGGUCUCGUGGAUACUGGAGGCCCAUGGAGAGCUUCCCUUCGCCGCCUACACCCUGUGCACCCUCUACUUUGUGAUGUUCGUGGCGACCACGAUCCUGAUCCACGGUCUUGUCAGCGGUCUGUGCUGGCCCCUGUUCGCCUGGUCAGGCAUCAUUGGCAUUCUCUCCAUCCCGGAGCUGGUCUUUGUGAUGAUCAUGACCACGCAACACUGGGGCCUGCAGUCGGUGCACGGACUGACGGAGCUAACCUCGUACCUGAUCCGCCUGAUCAUAAACUGCUUGGCGUUGAUCUGCGUCAUCCCCACGGGGAUUCGGUGGCGCCGCGAGACGCAGGUGCUCAGCCAGCUGCAGGGCCUGGCCACGCGGCUAUCUCUGCAGACCCCGGCACCCAGCGUGCCCAUGACCAAGGCGGACUCUAGGCGUUCUAGUCAGCGGCUGAGCGGCUUCGAGAAUGCCGGCUAUCAGCUGUGCGAUGAAACGGCCAAGCUGCCCCUGGGCCCCGGCUUGGGGAUGGGACUGAGCAACCAGUGCGGCGGUGGCAGCCAGGCCUAUGGCUCCCAGAACGAGUUCAAUGCCAGCAUGUUUGCCCCGGCCUUGGCCCAACAGUUCAACAACGCCGCCCAGAUGCAGCGUGCGGCUGGAGGAGGACCUCCGGGACAUAGCGCCCAGUCUCUGAUGGACUUGCGCUGCACCUUGCCGGGAAUGUACAACCCCCGCCACGUCCUGGACACAGAGGACAAGAAUGCCAAGUACUUUAACAUAACCAUCGACGACCUUAAGAACAAUCUGCAGGACUCGCAUCGGCCGUCGCCACCCUCACUCAUCGGCUCGGCCAGCAACGAUCCCAUCUACUGCUCCAUCGAGCCCAAGCAGAUGACCCCACCGCCUGCCCAACAGCGUUCGCAGCACGGACAUCGCCCUAGGGGCAGCCACAAGCAGCCGCCGCCGGGCCAGCUCUCGAGGAACUGCAUCUCCCUGGAGAACCUGGAAGGAAUCAACAAGGUGCAGAAUGACCUGAAUGCCUACGGCAACAACCUGCUGCAGAACUACACGCAGCAGCAGCAGUACUACCUGGCCAUGCUGCUCAAUCCCCUCCACCAGCAACAGCAACAGCAGAUGCAGCAACUGCAACAGCACCACCACCAGGCGGCAGGAGGCAUCUACCGCAGGCCGUUCACCUGCAGCUCGAUCGGUGGAUUCACCGGAACGGUGCUCGCCCAGCCGCGGCGCGGCUCCCACCACAGCCAUUAGAUGCAGUACUACGGGGCCUUUGGGUAUGCCAACUAUGCCAAUCCCUACAUCACGGCCAACAGCAAGCUGUCGCUGGGCAAAGAGUCCGACGACUACCGCAAGUACCGCGAUGUGGCCCUGUAGGCGGUCCAGAUCCAGUCCAGUCCAGUCAGCGCUUAGAUUAAACUUAUAUUAUAUGUAUAUUGUAGGACAUGCUCGAAUUAGAAUGAGAUUCCUCGGAAUAACGACCAAAGAGCCACAAACUAACUCAGUUUCCGUUCGAAAACCAACACGUGGGGAGGAAGCGACAAACUCCAGAAACUUGUUGAAAUAAUCGACUAACUAACUAGCAACAUCAACUAGAUGUACCCUAAGUUUAGACGUAAGCAUCGACAGCGAACAUUCAUCGCUUAAUAUUGUCGCUAGGAAUACGAAUACGAAUAACAAUACUCGAUUGCUCGAACUGAUCGGCAGUCCCAACCAUUCACAGACAGAUCGAAAACUGUACAUAUUUGUAAUUAAAAGCAAUCAUGUUUCA
Messenger RNA from Drosophila miranda, 3428 nucleotides. RefSeq lists its product as uncharacterized. Lineage: Eukaryota; Metazoa; Arthropoda; Insecta; Diptera; Drosophilidae. The coding region runs from base 1469 to 2911 and encodes 480 amino acids. The transcript is spliced from 3 exons. The record is from RefSeq and is a predicted model, not a curated record.